Molecule: messenger RNA, 3609 nt
Organism: Amaranthus tricolor (Joseph's coat)
Lineage: Eukaryota; Viridiplantae; Streptophyta; Magnoliopsida; Caryophyllales; Amaranthaceae
Product: exocyst complex component EXO84B-like
Exons: 7
Coding region: 221-2527 (768 amino acids)
Biological process (GO): intracellular protein localization; Golgi to plasma membrane transport; exocytosis
Cellular component (GO): exocyst
Source: RefSeq, a predicted model, not a curated record
AAUAGGAGGGUGUAUGUAGUAUAAUACUACAAAACGUCGUCGCAUCAUUUCUCUUUGCUCUUCUGUUUUUCAUUUUCUCAACUCAACUUCUUCAUCUCUAUCUUCUCCGAUCGAACUCCUUCCUUCUGGAAUCCGACCAACAUCCAUUUUCUCUCACUGAUAACCUUUGUUUUUAGUUUCGGGGAUCGGAAUUGAAGGAACGGAAGCUUCAAAGAUUUUAAUGGCGGCCGUAAAAGUGCCGAGGUCAAGAGGUCACUCUGGAACUCCGGCAAAGGAGAAUUUACCGAAACUUGAAGAUAGUUUAAAUGCUUUUCGUAAUGAUAAAUUUGAUCCUCAGUCCUAUGUUCAGUCCAAAUGUUCUCUUAAUGAGAAGGAAAUUAAGCAUUUAUGCUCAUAUUUACUGGAUCUAAAGAAGGCAUCUGCUGAGGAAAUGCGAAGAAGUGUUUAUGCGAACUACACAGCCUUUAUACGCACAUCAAAAGAAAUAUCAGAUCUAGAAGGCGAACUUCUUUCCAUCAGAAACCUUCUAACCACUCAAGCAGCACUUAUACAUGGACUUGCUGAAGGUGUUCACAUGGAAUCAUCAACAGUAAAUAUUACUGAAGGGUCUGUCAUGAAUGGCAUGAGUAAUAGUGAGGAAAAGGAACCUUCUGACCUGGAGAAGUGGUUGGUUGAAUUUCCUGAUCACCUUGAUGUGUUGUUAGCAGAAAGAAGAGUGGAUGAAGCAUUGACAGCUCUCAAUGAAGGAGAACGUGUAGCUUCUGAAGCCAAGGAAACAAAAACACUCAGCCCGGAUGUGAUCUCGUCCCUUGAAACAGCAGUUAAAGAACGAAGACAGAAAAUGGCUGAUCAGCUAGCCGAAGCUGCUUGCCAGCCUACAACUCGUGGUACUGAGCUUCGUGCUGCAAUAUCUGCUCUUAAAAAACUUGGUGAUGGUCCCCGUGCUCACACUUUACUUCUGAGUGCACAUUUACAAAGAUACCAGUAUAACAUGCAAAAUAUUCGUCCAUCAAGUAGCUCUUACGGAGGAGCCUACACUGCUGCUCUUUCUCAGCUGGUUUUUUCUGCUAUUGCUCAGGCAGCCAGUGAUUCUUUGACUAUUUUUGGUAACGAACCAGCUUACACGUCUGAAUUGAUAACAUGGGCUACACAGCAAAUAGAAGCGUUUGCUCAACUUGUGAAAAGGCAUGCACUAGCUUCUUCGGCAGCAGCAGGAGGUCUCAGAGCAGCUGCUGAGUGUGUUCAGAUAGCUUUAGGCCAUUGUUCGUUAUUAGAAGGUCGUGGUCUUUCACUUUGUCCAACACUAGUUAAACUCUUUAGACCUAGUGUUGAACAAGCAGUGGAUGCAAACUUUAAAAGGAUAGAGGAGAGUACUGCUGCUUUAGUGGCUGCUGAUGAUUGGGUUUUGACCCUUCCACCAAGUGUUACUCGCCAGUCUGGGAGGACUUUGAGCACUUCCGUUGCUAGCAUGGCAGGAUACCAGUACAAGCUUACAAGUAGUGCUCAUCGGUUCAUCUUGAUGGUCCAGGACUUCUUUGAGGAUGUGGGACCACUUCAGAGUAUGCAGCUGGGAAGUAAAACAUUAGAAGGUGUUUAUCGGGUUUUCAACUCAUAUGUUAACAUGCUCAUCAAAGCAUUACCGAAUUCUUUAGAAGAAGUAAAUUUUGAGGGCGCCGGAAAUAAAAUUGUUAAUAUGGCUGACAAUGAAUACCAACAGAUUGCAUUGCUGGCAAAUGCAUCACUAUUGGCUGAUGAGUUGCUCCCUCGUGCUUCCAUGAUGACUUCUCAAAACAGUCAGGCAGAUUAUGAUGAUUCUCGUAGAAGAAUUUCAGAUAGAAAAAAUCGUCAUUCUGAGCUCAGAGAAUGGAAGAGGAGACUUGUGAGUUCAGUUGAUAGACUCAAAAGUAGUUUCUGUCAGCAUCAUGCCCUGGAUCUAAUCUUUACAGAAGACGGUGCAAGCAAUCUUACAGCAGAUAUGUACUUGAAUAUGGAUGCUAGUGCGGAAGAUAUUGAAUGGUUUCCUUCUCCAAUAUUCCAGGAACUUUACUUCAAACUUAAUACCAUGGCUAGUAUUGCGGCAGAGAUGUUUGUCGGAAAAGAAAGAUUUGCUACGCUGCUGUUAAUGAAACUUACAGAGACUAUCAUUUUAUGGUUGUCUCAAGAUCAAAGCUUCUGGGAUGAUAUUGAGGAUGGUCCUAAGCCUUUAGGCCCUCUUGCCCUUCAACAGAUUUACUUGGAUAUGAAAUUUGUCAUCUUCUUUGCUUCUCAAGGUCGUUACUUGUCUCGUAACUUAGUUCGAGUCAUCAAUGAGAUCAUAGCUAAAGCACUUGCAGCAUUUCAAGCUACAGGCAGAGAUCCAUAUAGUAUACUACCUGAAGAUAACUGGUUUAACGACAUCUGUCAAGAUGCAAUUGAGACACUGAGUGGAAAGCCGAGAGAAAUCAAUGGGGAUCGUGAAGUGAAUAGCCCGACAGCUUCAGUCUCUGCUCAGUCAGUCUCAUCAUUCAGGUCUCAUGGGAGCUCUUAGCAGCUGUAUGUUUGCUCAUAUGUACAUUGGAAAUGAGAGCACCUCUGGAAUUUGUUACAGAGAUCUUUGUUCAUAGUUAUUGAAAUAUAUUUCCUGUUUUCCCCUUCAUUAUUUUCAAUUUUUAUUUUCAUUCAACCCUAGCAUUAUUCUGGUGCAUCAAGGCUUGUAAUUUUUGUAUAUUAAUUACCCACAGAAGGUUUCCGCCUUGAUUAUAGAAUUUACUGCGAUUACUUGUUCAUUGUACUACUGUUGCAAGAUAAAUUGCAAGGCGGCCUGAUCCCAACACCAUCCAUUGGUAACAUGUGUGGAAUAUCUUGAACAACGUAUAACCAUUUCUUGACAAGAGUGGAAUAACCUUGCACCGUAUGGCAUUUGUCGAGUAGUUCGUAACCUGUAGAUGUGGGCACAUGGAUCUGUUGCUCCACCAUAUAUGCAACAGUUAUCUUUAUUUUGUCCUUGCAAAUCAGCGUUGGAGGUUAGAGUGUUCGAGAGGUCGAUUUCCAUGAUCAGACAUCUCAAGUGAAAGCUUGAGUGUGCAUUUGAUGCGAGUCAAUGACUCAAGGUGCAAUAUGAGCUAAGUGCAUAAGCCAUCUUCAUGGAAUGUUAUUCUCACAAGCUUCUAGCUAUGCUAAGGGGAGAAAUGAACAAAACUCAUCAGAGGGUGUUCGGAGAGGCAUUGUAGUAUUCCUUUUGAAUCAUCGUUUGACCAACGAGUCAUUGAUACAUGUUGACAACUUGCCAAUAAAGGCUCAAGCAUGAGCACAACAUAACAUGUUGAUUGACGAUUCGUGCAAUUUACUUUACUACAGCAAAAUCGAUCAAGGUUUAGUCAGAACUGUUACAGGAUCACUUGGGAUCAAUCGAUCCUACAAACACCCGGUUCUUUACACUUUUUAAUUUAUCUUCUGCACUUAUUUUAUGUAAGCAAAAUAUGUAGACAAUGUGAAUUGUAGAUAAAUGCUAAAAAUGUUAGUGAUCGUCCUCAUCAAAACAUCCCCGAGCCUAAAUAGACAAUACUAAACUAUAUUUGACAAUUUGGAUCUAUAGAAAAAUUGUGAUAGAAAAAAAUUUAUCAAAUCCCA